Biomphalaria glabrata is the source of this 5229-nucleotide messenger RNA. Its product is annotated as stimulated by retinoic acid gene 6 protein-like. Gene Ontology annotation, molecular function: retinol transmembrane transporter activity; signaling receptor activity. Bases 567 to 2570 code for a protein of 667 amino acids. Lineage: Eukaryota; Metazoa; Mollusca; Gastropoda; Planorbidae. Gene Ontology annotation, cellular component: plasma membrane. Gene Ontology annotation, biological process: vitamin A import into cell. The record is from RefSeq and is a predicted model, not a curated record. The transcript has 20 exons.
AGGCCCCUAUUAGGGAUGAAGCCUAUAAAAAGCACUGUAUACGUUUGUAUACGGAUGUAGAGUCUGUAGAUCACGACCCUCUGAGUGCUCCUUUUAUAAAAGUAUAUUAUUUUUUUACAAUUUGAUACGAGUCUUAGUGGUAUCCAUCUGAUUGGGUACCGGCCCACCGGACAUUUGCCCUAACGCCCAUAUAGCCAGUCCGCCCCUAAGGGGUUCCACAAAAAUUCUUCCCCGGGCCCUUCAUAUACCUAAACCCGGCCCUGUUUUAGGAAGUGGCUGUGCCUAAUAGCUGUUGAAAUCCGGAGCCCUGGUUGCAAUUCAUCUUGAUGUGACUAAACAGAUGUGCACGGAAGUAAAUAACUGUAUUAUGCUUUGUAGAGCGUGACGACAACACAUCAGACUAUUCAAUAUGUCCAAACAUGUGGUUGCCUUUCACUUCACAGAAAUUGCAUUUUUACAUAGUGUAUAGGAUAUCAGGGGCCAAUGCUUUGGGAGUCGUCUUAUAGCUGCAGUUACAUAAGUCGUCAUAUGUUAUAAAGCUUAAAGGAUUACAAAAGGCAGAUUUCAUGGCUUUACUUCCACGAUACAUCAUUCAUUAUUUGAUGCUGGUUCCUGCGACGCUCAUAAUAGUUUUGUUCUCUAUGUUGGAGAAAAGGAAAUAUAGACCCGGUAUUUGUGGAGGACGUCCAGCGUGUAUUAUUCCUAUUCCGUUGCUUGAUGGCUAUGAGAAUCGACUUGCUUAUGCUGUGGCGUUAGGAAGCUCAAUCAAUAUCAUUAUCUUGGUGAUUUUCAUGCCUGGCAAUGCCUUAGGAUUUGAAAUGUCUACCUGGUUUAAAGUUCUGUACAUUUUGAUGCAAGUGUUGAUAGCAUGUCUGCUGUGUCUGCCCUUCUUUAUAUGCAUCAGUACCAGGCACAGAGCAGUGGGAGCCGUGGUAAACAUAUUCUACUGUGCUACAUGGUUCGGAAUUAACGUUGCAGAGUGCAUUGAAAAAAAUAAUCUAAAAGAGUUAUCGGCAGGCAUGCAAGCAGUGAUCGUUCUAAUGGCACUCCCGAAUUUUGUUUUUCUGCUGUCUCUUAUAAUGUACUGCACGUCCAUGUUGUACAGAUGUUAUAAAAACAAAUCAUUUGUCCACCAGUAUAUUGCUGGAACUGCAAAGUCUCACCAAGUGGAUCAUGUUCGAUGGGUGUUUAAAAAAUCUAAGGACUCUGUCUAUCAAGCAUCGUUGUUGAAGACCCAACAGAAGUCAUUUGUUGGUCAAAUGAAUACGAGUAGAGUCCUAAAAUUUGUUGCUGUCUUGACAUUUUUCAAGUACCCAACAAAGAUUGUCUGUAUCAUUUUAGUUCAACUGGUAGCGACUUACAUGUUGUCAUUAUUGAUUAUCAGCCCUUUUAUUUGGAUCAAUGAAAUAAUUGAUACUAAACUUUUUAGUAAUGAAACAAAGCAAGCUUCAUUCUUCAUAGAUGUAAACAUUGUUCUGAGAAUACCACCAAAUAACAGUGAGGAAGUCAAAGUAAUCAAUUCUCAAAUUGAGAUAGCAGAGAAUUCAAGUUUAGUAAUAAGCAUUCAAGUUUGUUAUGGAUUCGCUCUUGCUAUUACGAUUUUGCAAACUUUGUUUAACAUUGGGAUGUUUGUAAAGAAUUACAGAUAUCACAUGCUGAAGUUGUAUCAAGGAGAUAAACAUUUCAUUCGUGAUUUCACAUUCUCAUCAUGUUCUAACUUGGCAUCCAGUGUAGGCUGUGCUGGCUACUUACUUAUUUUUACAGUUUGGAGUUUUUUCCUAACACUGAUUGCUAUACUGCUCAUUUUAUCUAUUGGUGGGCUAAUCAUCUUCCCUUUCUUGGACAACAUUACGUCGCUCGUAGAAAAAGUAGCAAUUAUACUUAGCGUCCCAAUACUUGGGUUGAUCUUCUAUUAUGCGAUGUAUUUCUCGGCUAAAUUCUUUCUCCUUCAUCGGAAAAUUCAUACAAGUGACAAAGACCUUCCGUUACUGGUAGAUAACAGAAAAGUGUUUGAAUUUCUGAAUUAUUUAUUUCUGUAUUUUGGCAUGACAUCUGGCAUUUUCUCGUGUCUACGGAGAUUUAUUUUUUCGGCACUUUUUGGUUAUUUUGCACUUGGUCGACUUGACAAAUCAAUUUAUUCCAGGGAUCUGCAAAAAUUCGAUGGAGCGUAUGGUACCUAUGUUGCUAUGCUUCGUGUUGACAAUGCACACAAUAAUCCUUCCAUGAGACUAUUUGCACAUCUUUUGUGGAGUGGCGUUUUGGUUACUAGGCUACGUGAUUCUGGUGGAAAUAAUAAAGAGAUUACACACCUGACAAAUACAUUGAAUCACACAAAGAAUGGUCCUGGUUCUAUAAGGGGUCCUGCUGCUAUUUGCAAUGUAUGUGAUGUCGUUGAUCAAAAGUCACGCCAGGCAAGAACAAGAUGGUUCCUGGCUUACACGUUAAUCAGGAACCCACAACUUAGAGCUGACAGAAGAGAUGGAAAAUGCGUUCCUAACCAUGAAGACAACUUGGAAGGAAUAAAUCUACACUUUCUGAACCAUCAAUUCGACUAUAGCACUCUCGCUUAAAUAGAGAAUUGAGUUGAGAACAUUUGACAGUACAUGUAAUAGUUGCAAACGUACUGCACAUUUAUACAUCGAUAUUGCUUCUACUCGGCUAUGCUUCCAUUGUAUGUGCAUUGCAUAGUUUAUGUUUAAUAUUGAACAUACCACAAAGACACACCCAAACACAGACACACACAGAGAUAAAGAUAUGUAUUUAUAUUGCCUUGUGUUUUUAGUGUUAAAACGUAAUUAAAUUUUACUGCAUUUAAUAAGUGUUUGAUCUUAUAGGUAUUUUCUUGUUGAUAGAGUUUAAUAUCAAAUUCCUAAUCAAAUUUCAAAAUUUGGCACACGUAUUUCUUGGUCAAGGGUAUCCUGGUAUGGCGUGCCUGACAGUCAGUCCAUCAUCUCGGUGUUACCAGGUUCAUACCCUGUCCGCUGCCUUCCCCCGUCAUCCAGAGGGAGGUUUGGACUAGGAAGUAGAAUUUCUUCAACUAGUAGACCCGCUUGGAGGCGCGGUGGCUGAGCGGUAAAGCUGGGGUCCGGGUUUCGAAUCCUGGUGAAGACUGGGAUUUUUUAUUUCCGGAUCUUCGGGCGCCUCUGAGUCCACCCAGCUCUAAUGGGUACCUGACAUUAGUUGGGAAAAAGUAAAGGCGGUUGCUCGUUGUGCUGGCUACAUGACACCCUCGUUAACCGUAGGCCACAGAAACAGAUGACCUUUACAUCAUCUGCCCUAUAGACCACAAGGUCUGAACUUUACUUCUUUUAUUUUAGUAGACCCGAUUACGCCGCUAUUUCGUGACGGGUGAACACUUCCUGAAAGACACAGUUGUCCAAAUGGUGUGGGUUUGGGUAAACGACUGCUCGCCACCAUAAACGCCGGAAGUAUUCAUGUAGGCAGCGUAUUUUCGAGCAGAGUAUAUGACUGUGAUUCCGUGAGUAAGAACAACGGACAGGGCGUCGCCAUAGUUAUCCCAAUGUUCGCAAACAAAGCUUACAGCCAUCUUCGAGAGCAACAGUUUCGUCGAUGAGAUUUUUCCAGAAAUAUGCGACUGAUAGAAAUAAACAGGAAUGCAGGAAUUUCGACUACAUUGAAAGACCACGAAAUAUAUGUGAAGCGGUGGCCAUGGUUAGGAGACGAAGGGCAAUACAAAGAGGCAAAAUCAAAACAAAGCUACAGAAAUAAACAUGCAACUAUUUUAAUGACACCAGAUACCAAAUAAAUGUAGACAAUAUAGAAUGCCUAUUCUCACCCCCACACACACACACACAUACCCUCUUUUUUUCUGAGCCAUGCUCUCUGUCGCCGCAAAAGUUAAGUGGGAUAACUCAGUCCGAGUUGCAAAAAUAAAAGAAUUAUCUUUCCAUGACUUUUCGUGGUGUCCCGCGGUGUUGGGCGACGAAGAGAAUAAUAUAUAUAGAGAAAGAUUUUGAAGGAAUAUCCGAAACAUGCAAAACAAAGAAAUAAUUUCUUAUUAUAGACUCUCUCUAAAUAAAUCUCUUAAGUGAAGAUCCUUUCCUACGCUUAGCAAUUCUUAAAUAUUGAAUACGGUUAGAAUCGUCUGCAAAUUGUAGACCCCCAUUUACUUCAUUGAUAGUAAAAUCUGAUAUAUAGAUUUAGAUUAGCUCUCACCGUGUCCGUGAACCGAAUAGAAAUUAGGGUCUGCGCAAUAUGUUCGAUUUGUAGGGCUUCUAAGACUGCUAAUAAACUCAUCAAAAAAAUUAUUGUUAAUUAUAACAAUGUACGUCGAAAACAAAACAAAAAAAAAUAAAGUAAAUACAUUUGAUUUCAAAGCUGCAAAAGACAUAUAUUCUUUUUUUUAAACUAUACAUGGUGGCGCUACUUAAGAUCAUGCUAGAUUUUCUGCAGCCUAUGUUUAAUGUUUAUUCCUCUCUUACUCUCUAAUGCAGUGAUGCCCAAAAACCUGCCCGCGGGUCAGAUUCGGCCUGUGGUUUCCCCUCCCAAUAAAAUAUUUCACAGUUCAAUCUAUUUUCCUACCAGUCGCAGGGAUCCAUAAAUAUCGUAAAUAUAGGAGAAUUCAAGCUGCAGCCUAGGCUGUGAAAAACUAAAGCAAACUACAAUUAUCAAACUUCUCCCCCAUUAGAACAUUUCACAGAUUGAUCUUUUUUUUUCUACCAAAUGCUGGCUUCUUCAAUAAAGUACAAUGAAUAGCAGAUUACAUAUUUAAAACAGAUUACGUAUUUGACUUGCACUUUUUUUUUUUUGCUAGAAGAAUAUCACUAUAUUGCACUGUCUGUAGACACCCCAGAAAAUGUAUUUUUGGAGUUCGGAAGGCAGGAAAAACAUUUGACGCUUCCCAGACCGCCUAGCUGUCAAUUAAAGGAGGUGGAUGUAAUGUUACUCCAGAUAAAUGAGUGUGGUGUGUAAAAAAAAAACGGAAUUUUACCCCCCACCCCCACCCCGAAAAAUCCUAACUCCGCCUUUGCUUUGAGCUACUUUGUAAAUUUGUGUAUCUGAUAGCUAUAGACUAUAGACUAUAGACAGUCUGAUCCGAAAAGAAAGCAAAAUGUUUUACACUUAAUUUCUCAUUGUAGACUAGUUAUAAUAAAGGAAACCAAUGAUAUUUACUAUUGAGUAGACUUUUACCAUUUAUAUAUAAUGUUUACUCUAAGGAAUUAUCUGAUCAUCAGAAAAUUUAAUUUAAAAAUAAAAACAUAAACCUAA